UCGUUUAUAACCAAAUCUCCCACGAAACUCACUCCCUAUCCAUCACACUCUCCAUAAACAAGACACACAAAGCAGAAAUUUUUUCCUCUCUAUUUAAAGGUACGCUUUGAAACCCUAGAAAUUUAGCUUACUCGUUUAUUUCCUUGUUUGAGGAUCGUAAACUUUAUGGAUUGAUAAUUUUUUUUUUCUUUGGUUUAUUCAUGGAUGCAUAGAUUUAGUAUGUGAGUAGUUGUAGGGAAUGGGAAAAGGAAGGCCUAGAGCUGUGGAGAAAGGGGUUCUGGGGCAGAACUUGAGUGUAUCAUCUCCUGGUUCAGUGCAUGUGCCUCCAGCACCUGUUUAUUAUCCUAGUGAGGAGGAAUUUAAGGAUCCCUUAGAGUAUAUUUAUAAGAUUAGAGCAGAAGCUGAGAAAUAUGGGAUUUGUAAGAUUGUGCCACCAAAGAGUUGGUCACCACCAUUUGCACUGAAUUUGGAUGGUUUUAACUUUCCAACUAAAACGCAGGCUAUUCAUCAGUUGCAGGCUAGGCCUGCUUCGUGUGAUUCGAAAACAUUUGAGUUGGAGUACAAGAGAUUUUUGGAGGAUCAUUGUGGUAAGAAGUUGAAGAAGAGGGUGAUUUUUGAAGGGGAAGAAUUGGAUUUGUGUAAAUUGUUUAAUGCUGUUAAGAGGUUUGGUGGGUAUGACAAGGUUGUCAAGGAGAAGAAAUGGGGGGAGGUUUCUAAGUUUGUGAGGUCAGGGAAGAAAAUUUCUGAGUGUGCAAAGCAUGUUUUGUGUCAAUUGUAUUUUGAGCAUCUGUAUGAUUAUGAGAAGUAUUAUAACAGGCUGAAUAAGGACGCAACUAAAAGUUGCAAAAGGGGAGUGCAAGAGGAUAGGAAGAAGUGUGAAGAUAAGGCUGAUAUUUCAGCCUCAAAAAGAAGAAGAAAAAAUGUUGAUGGUGAGAAAGUUAAGGUUUACAAUAAGGCUGAGAAGGAGAAAGAGGAAGAGCUUGAUCAGAUAUGUGAGCAAUGCAGGAGCGGUUUGCAUGGGGAGGUGAUGCUUUUGUGUGAUAGGUGUAAUAAGGGAUGGCACAUUUAUUGUCUCUCACCACCAUUGAAGCAAAUCCCUCCUGGGAAUUGGUAUUGCUUUGAGUGCUUGAACUCAGAUAAAGAUAGCUUUGGUUUUGUUCCUGGCAAGCGCUUUACAGUGGAAGCUUUUAGGCGUUUGGCUGAUAGGGCCAAGAGGAAAUGGUUUGGAUCAGGAUCUGCUUCACGAGUGCAAAUGGAGAAAAAAUUUUGGGAGAUUGUGGAGGGAUCAGCGGGUGAAGUUGAAGUUAUGUAUGGAAGCGAUUUAGAUACUUCAAUUUAUGGGAGUGGCUUUCCACGUGUAAAUGAUCAGAGACCAGAAUCCAUUGAGCCUAAGUUAUGGGAUGAAUACUGUAGCAGCCCAUGGAAUCUCAACAACUUGCCCAAGUUGAAAGGUUCAAUGCUUCAAGCUGUUCAUCAUAAUAUAACUGGUGUAAUGGUGCCCUGGCUGUAUAUUGGCAUGUUAUUCUCAUCUUUUUGCUGGCAUUUUGAAGAUCACUGUUUUUACUCUAUGAAUUAUCAUCACUGGGGAGAGCCAAAAUGCUGGUAUAGUGUACCUGGUCAUGAAGUCAAUGCUUUUGAGAAGGUGAUGCGGAAUAGUCUUCCUGAUCUUUUUGAUGCACAACCAGAUUUACUCUUUCAGCUUGUCACCAUGCUGAACCCAUCUGUCUUGCAAGAAAAUGGAGUUCCAGUCUACAGUGUACUGCAGGAGCCUGGAAAUUUUGUCAUAACCUUCCCCAGGUCUUAUCAUGGAGGAUUCAAUUUUGGUUUGAAUUGUGCAGAGGCUGUUAAUUUUGCUCCUGCUGAUUGGCUGCCUCAUGGUGGGUUUGGAGCAGAUCGAUAUCAGAUGUAUCAUAAAACUGCUGUUUUAUCUCAUGAGGAGCUUCUUUGUGUAGUAGCUAAGUUUCAGGGCAACUGUGAUGACAAAGUAUCACCUUAUUUGAAGAAAGAAUUGCUGAGGAUAUAUACGAAAGAGAAAAGCAGGCGAGAGAGACUUUGGAGAAGUGGUAUAGUCAAAUCAUCUCCCAUGCUUGCUCGAAAAUGUCCUGAAUACGUUGGUACUGAAGAGGAUCCAACAUGCAUUAUUUGCAAGCAGUAUCUUUAUCUUUCGGCAGUUGUUUGUCAUUGUAGGCCAUCUGCAUAUGUCUGCCUGGCGCAUUGGGAGCAUAUUUGUGAAUGCAAAUCCAGCAGACUUCGUCUUCUUUAUCGUCAUACCCUUGCAGAGUUAUAUGACUUGGUGCUUACAGCAGAUAAGUUUGGUUCUGAGGAGAGAUCACAGAGUAAUAGCUUACAAAGGCAAAGUUCCCGUUCCAAUGAAAUGAAUGUCUUGACCAAGAAGGUCAAAGGUGGCCAUGUCAGUCUGGCCCAACUUGCUGAACAAUGGCUUUUGCGCUCCAGUAAGGUUUUUCAGAAUCCAUACUCCGGUGAUGCAUUUGCUACUCUAUUGAAGGAGGCUGAACAAUUUCUCUGGGCUGGUUCUGAGAUGGAUUCAGUGCGGGAUAUGACAAAGAAUUUGACUGUAGCUCAUAAAUGGGCAGAAGGCAUCAGAGAUAGCCUUUCUAGAAUUGAAAAGUGGUCAUGUUGCGGUGAAUCUGAUUUUGAGAGAGUGCAGAUGGAGUAUAUCAAUGAGUUGCUGAGUUUUGAUCCUGUGCCCUGUAAUGAGCCUGGGCAUCUUAGAUUGAAGAAGCAUGCAGAAGAAGCCAGGCUGUUGAUUCAGGAAAUUGAUUCUGCUCUGUCAUCAUGCUCAAAAAUAUCUGAUUUGGACUCGCUGUACUCAAGAGCGUGUGAUUUCCCAAUCUAUAUAAAAGAAAGUGAGAAAUUAUUGCGGAAAAUUUCACCAGCUAAGGCAUGGAUAGAGAAUGCAAGGAAAUGCAUUUCAGAAAAAUCUUCUGCUGCAGUUGAUAUUGAUUUCCUCUACAAGUUGAAGUCAGAGAUAUCAGAACUUCAAGUUGAGCUUCCUGAAGUGGGAAUGCUUUUAGAUCUAUCAAGACAAGCUGAAUUAUGCAAGGGUUGCUGUAGCGUAAUUUUGAAAUCUCCUAGUUGUUUGAAGGAUGUUGAAGUGCUACUUCAAGAAUGGGGUAAAUUUACUGUUAAAGUACCAGAGUUGAUGCUUCUGAAGCAGUACCACCUUGAUGCUGUUUCAUGGAUUGCUCGCUAUGAUGAUCUUUUGGUUAAUGCUCAUGAACGAGAAGAACAAGAUAUUGUGGUUAAUGAGUUAAAAUGCCUUCUGAAAGAUGGAGCGUCCUUGAAAAUUCAAGUUGAUAAGCUGUCUGUUCUUGAGGUUGAGUUGAAGAAGGCUUGUUGCAGGCAAAAAGCUAUGAAGGCACAUGAAUCCAAAAUGCCCUUGGACUUCAUUCAGCAACUUAUGAUGGAUGCUACUGUGCUACAGAUUGAGAAUGAGAAGUUAUUUGUUGAUAUAUCUGGAGUUCUUGCAACUGCUUUGUCUUGGGAAGAAAGAGCAGUAAAAGUUCUUGAACACAAAGCUCAAAUGUCUGACUUUGAGGACAUUAUAAGGAGUGCAGCAGACAUAUCUGUUAUUCUACCUAGUUUAGAAGAUGUCAAAGAUGCUGUAGUAGUGGCCAAGUGCUGGUUAAAGAAUUCUGAGGCAUUUUUAAGGUCUUCUUCCGUGGAAUCUGGCUAUUGUUCUCUACUUAAACUGGAGGCCCUGAAGGAGUUAAUUUUGCAGUCAAAGUUACUUAAAAUAACUUUAGCUGAACAGAGGAUGCUUGAAAUGGUUUUAAAGAAUUGUGAGGAAUGGGAGCAGGUUGCUUCCUCUGCAUUGCAAGAUGCUGGGUGCAUAUUGGGUACAAGUUUUGUUGGUGAUGGAAAGACCAUUGAUCUUACUGCAAGAAUUGGACAUUUGGUUGCUCAAAUGGAGUCCAUCAUAAAAGCUGGUAUCUCUCUUGGUUUUGACUUUCUUGGGCUUCCAGAACUUCAGAAUGCUUGUUCUGUGCUGCAAUGGUGUAGUAGGGCCCUUUCUUUCUACUAUGCUGCUCCUUCUUUAGAGGACGUUGAGAGCUUAAUGGAGACUUCAGAAAAACUUUCUGUUGCAUGUACCUGUAGUUCUCUGUGGAGCUCUUUAAUUGAUGGGGUUAAAUGGCUAAGGAAAGCCUUGGAGGUAAUUUCUUUGCCUAGUAAUUUUCAAAGAUGCAAGUUGAGUGAGGCCGAAGAAGUUCUUGUGAAAUCUGAGAGAAUCAAUGUCUCCUUUCCCAUUGUGGUUGAUCAACUUGUAAAUGCUAUUGAGAAACACAAGUUGUGGCGAGAACAAGUAGACCAAUUUUUCCAUCUUAAUUUUGAGGAACGUUCUUGGUCUCAAAUUCUAAAACUUAAGGAACUUGGGGAAGCUUCUGCAUUUGCUUGUUCUGAACUAGAUAUGAUUUUAUCUGAAGUUGAAAAGGUUGAAAAAUGGAAGCAACGUCUCGUGGAAACUGUAGGAAUUCUUGUAGAUGAUCAGAAUCCUUUACUAGGUUCAUUGCAAAAGAUCAAACAGUCUCUAGACACAUCAUGUUACAUCCUUGGCAAAUUACAGAACUUUAAAGCAAGAAAGUUGUUCAUGUGCUGCUCCAGUUAUCAUGAAGAUCAGGAGUUCUUAAAUUGUUCAGCAUGCAAAGACUGCUAUCACUUGCAAUGCCUAGAGCCAGCAUCACUUGAGAAGAAUAAUGUAGAAUUCUAUAUUUGUCCUUAUUGCUGUUGCCUUGAGGAUCCAUCAAUGGUUCAAAAUGAAGUUCUUUUUCUGAGAUUUGGAGGGAGCCAACCAGAAUUAAGCAUGCUUAUCAAACUUCUAUCCGAUGCAGAACAUUUAUCUAUAGGGAUUCAAGAAAGAGAUGCAUUACAGCAGAUUGUGGAGCAAGCUCUGGAAUGCAAAACAUGCUUGAGAGAAAUACUGGAUUUUGAAGCAUCCUAUUUGCAUGAAGAUCUUAACGUUAUCUCUAAAAAAAUUAUUAUAGCUUUGAAGGCCGCACAUAUGGCUGGUGUAUAUGAGAAAGAAGUUAACUAUGGCCUUGAAAUGGCACUAGCAAGAAAUUCAUGGAGAGUGAAGGCUAAGAGAUUAUUAGAUGGUGCACAGAAACCUGCAAUGCAGCAGAUUCAGCAGCAUACGAAAGAGGGGCUGGCUUUGAAUAUACCUCCUGAAGAUUACUUCAGACAAAAACUCAUAGAAUUAAAGCAUAUUGGCUUGCAGUGGGCAGAUCGUGCUGAGAAGGUUGCCUUGGAUUCUGGGAAUCUUGGCUUAGAUCAUGUUUUUGAACUUCUUUCAGAAGGUGAAAAUUUGCCUGUUUCCUUAGAGAAGGAAUUAAAGUUACUGAAAUCUCGUAGUAUGCUGUACUGCAUCUGUCGAAAGCCAUAUGAUGAUAGAGCAAAGGUUACCUGUGAUCGAUGUGACGAGUGGUAUCACAUUGAUUGCGUUAAUAUACUCUACCUGCCAAAGAUCUAUGUAUGUGCCGCGUGUGAUCCUCAACAAGAGCUGUCGACAUCACAGCAAAUGGAUAAUGAGAGGGCGACAAGUUCCAAAUUUGUCGAGCCGAAAACACCUUCUCCAACGCACACAAUACCAAGAAAGAAGCCAAAGGAAACUGAUUAUAGUAUAGCACAAGAGAUGCUUUCAGUUGGAAAUAGUAGUAAUAGCACAUCUAACAGAUCAAGUGGAAUUGAUAGAUUGUGGUGGCCAAAUAGCAAUAAUAGCACAUCUAACAGAUCAAGUGGAAUUGAUAGAUUAUGGUGGCGAAACAGAAAGCCUUUCAGAAGGGCGGCAAGAAAGCGAGCUGAGCUUGAAAGUCUGUCUCCAUUUUUUCAUAUACAACAAUGAACAAGAAAUUGAUUAGUUAUCAGUCAUUUAAUUGAUUCAAUUGAUUCCUAGGUUGCAUUUGCAAUUUUCUGGUUCAAUUUCAAUAAAAUCAAGUUAUUAUUCAUAGAAGC
Jatropha curcas is the source of this 5970-nucleotide messenger RNA. RefSeq names its product transcription factor jumonji (jmjC) domain-containing protein. The record is from RefSeq and is a predicted model, not a curated record. NCBI's taxonomy places the organism in Eukaryota, Viridiplantae, Streptophyta, Magnoliopsida, Malpighiales, Euphorbiaceae. Gene Ontology annotation, molecular function: DNA binding; histone demethylase activity. Gene Ontology annotation, biological process: chromatin remodeling; regulation of gene expression. Gene Ontology annotation, cellular component: chromatin; nucleus.